AUGUAUCUCCUCAACCUCACCCGCAGCUUGCGAAGUCAGAACAAAGACGCCCGCGCGCGCAAAGCGGAAAUCGGCGACUUAGUCGUGGUCUUGGACUCGCUCCUAGAGACGAUUGCGAGUAAGCCAACCCUCGAGUUCGAAUUCCUCCAGCAGCCCCUCCGGCGGUGUGGUCAAGCUUGCGAGGAAUAUUGCAAAAUCACCGCCCAAUGCAUGAAGCACUCCAACGACACGUCGCGACCGAGCGUGAGCGACUGGAUCACACAAAAGUAUCUCCAAGGAGACAUUAAUGACUUUAGGGCCAUGCUUGCCGCACAUAAGUCCAUGAUCAAUAUCGGUCUUGCGAAUGCUAAUUUACGCAUUGCCCCCAUCUCGCCCAAGGUUCUGGAUAGCUACAAGGCCAUGAUUGCCGACACCACCAGCGAUCUGAACACUCACCUUCAGGAUAUGCAGGAAAAGAUCGACCGCCUUAAGGCUGGAGAUGUCGCGGCCGUCGACGAAGUGGCUUUAGAGUGGCAUGCGAUGACUGAAGAGAAUGAGAGUGCUAAGCUAGGCCUCGAGAUGUGUGCUCGCUUGUCCGUCCAGAUGAGUGAGUUCGAAGCGGUAUCAGCGGAGUCUGCUCAGUAUACGGGUCGUCCAUCGGCACACAAACACAUCAAUGCCGGCCUGAGUCAAGCCGGACAGUCCAUCAAGUCUCUCGUCGGCCGUCUGCAGUCUCAUGAGGCGCUCGUCAGCAGCCAGCUAGAAGCGAUGUCUCUGCAAGGGGCACUGUCGGAGCCCGCUGCCUCCCAGCUUGAGCGCCUCUACUCUUUUCUGUUAGAGAUGUUCUCUAUGCCAAGGCUCGCGCGGUUUGUCAGCAUGAUUAAGUGCUUGAGAUAA
Messenger RNA from Colletotrichum abscissum, 876 nucleotides. RefSeq lists its product as uncharacterized. The transcript is spliced from 2 exons. Lineage: Eukaryota; Fungi; Ascomycota; Sordariomycetes; Glomerellales; Glomerellaceae. The record is from RefSeq and is a predicted model, not a curated record. The coding region runs from base 1 to 876 and encodes 291 amino acids.